GUGUAUGUAAUGAAAAAUAAUCAAACAAAAAAUAAACAUAAAAACAAUAAAUGAACAUAAAGGCUGCAAAUAAAUUCAGUGCAGUUCCUUCCUAUUUCUGUGGCCCUAUAUGUUGUCUUAUAUUGCAGGUUUGUCAUCACUAUGUUCCACCAUUCACUCCCACUAGAAAUGAUUUAGUCAUGCUUCUAGGGGGGGUUAAAUCACUUGCUUAUCAUUACGUAAUUACUGUCAAUUUAAAUGUAAACAUCUCCAAUGUUAUACAUGCUCUGGGUCAGCAAGGGUUUACAAUAGGUUCAAUAUUCUGGACAGUCAAGGGUUAACACUGAGGCCCCAGCAUGCAUAUGGCUAUUUGGACAAUCUGGGCACACUUCCGGUAAUACUGUGAGAGGGACCUGGCAACUUUGCUUACGUGGAAUUUUCAGCUGAGAGAGGAACACAUGUGGUUUUACAAGCUCCAUUGCAUUUUGGAAGGAAACUGUUCUGUUCGAUGACCUAAUCCCUGAAUCAUGGGAUCCAGUCUAGUUUCACAACUUUUGUCUUAAAUGCACUGAAUGUGGUACCUGCAUAAGACAUCCUAGUGAAGGAGCAGAUCAGUCUCUGUGUCUGAGUCACUGCAAGCUGGAAGGAGCACUAGGCUAGCGGAGCAGACGACAGCAGAGCACCAUGACCUACCGCAUGUUUGAGGAGAAACACCAUGCCUCCAUCUACCAGAGGUACCGCUUUGUACCCCCAGGGGAGAUCAGAGACAUCAUCCUGCAUUACCUGGAAAGGAAGAAAGUCCAGCCUCAUGCCCUAGCUGUGGACCUGGGCUGUGGGACAGGGCAGAACUCACGCCUGAUGGCCCCACACUUCCAGGAAGUGGUGGGCAUUGACAUCAGCGAGUGCCAACUGGAGGAGGCCAGGGCAGUGGCAGGAUUCAACAACAUCACCUACAGGAAAGGGACAGCUGAGGAGCUGCCGUUUCCGGAUGCUUCUGUGGACCUACUGACUGCAGCCUCAGCGGUCCAUUGGUUUGACCAGCAGCGGUUCCUCUUGGAGGCAGGCCGGGUCCUGAAGCCUUGUGGCUGCAUGGCUCUGCUUGGCUUUGAUGAUAACUUCAGACUCCAUUACGGCUCAUGUGGGGACAGACUCACUGACAUCUGUGAUGAGUUCAAGAAGGUGCUGUUACCAUACACCUGCACACAGGUAACAGUGGCCAACAUCAAACUACAGGAGCUUUACACUGCUAUCCCCUUCCCUGACAAAGAGAGGGUUGAGUGUAUCCCACUGAAGCAGCAGAUCUCAGUGAGGAACAUAGUGGGCUUCAUGGAGUCCUUCUCCAUGUACCAGGCCUUCCAGAGGGCCGAGCCUGAUGCUGCCACCGCACUGCUGCAGAGAACACUCGACAGGUUUCUGAAGGAGAUGGGAGUCACAUCACCAGACACACUCAUGGAAAUGACGCUGGAGUAUUUCUGUGUCCUGGCGUCUAAACCGGAGUGAACACUCUUUACAGUGUGAAUGUGUUUGUGUGUAGACAGAUAUUUCUUCAGCUUGUGUCAAUCAUGUUUAAGGUGUUGAUAAGUAGUAUUCUGUUCACAUAAGAAGUCAUUGAAAUCCCUUUGGUUGUCUCUUUUAUGCAUUGUAAUAUAGAGCAAACUAUUAGCCUUAGUCACAUCAUUAUCAAAAUGCUUGCCACAUUUAGUAUCUUCCUUGCCUGAGAUUUACAAUAAAAUGUCUGCAGACACAA
Messenger RNA from Oncorhynchus gorbuscha (pink salmon), 1726 nucleotides. Its product is annotated as putative methyltransferase DDB_G0268948. The record is from RefSeq and is a predicted model, not a curated record. The transcript is spliced from 8 exons. Bases 664 to 1479 code for a protein of 271 amino acids. Gene Ontology annotation, molecular function: S-adenosylmethionine-dependent methyltransferase activity. Lineage: Eukaryota; Metazoa; Chordata; Actinopteri; Salmoniformes; Salmonidae.